Messenger RNA from Prorocentrum cordatum, 405 nucleotides. The record is from the annotation of a GenBank genome assembly. Lineage: Eukaryota; Dinophyceae; Prorocentrales; Prorocentraceae.
GUUGGCGAGGCCCUGUCCCUCCCUUUCACAGUCAACAGCAGCAUAGUCGCGGGGUGCUCGUUCGCGACGACGCUGUUGAAGAUAGUGCUUAAAAAUGUUUGUGGCGAGUUUAUGUCGAGAUGGCCCCGUCUUGGGUUGGCGCUCAUGGUCGACGAUUCCACCAUCCAAGCGUUGGGGUCAGAGCAGUUCGUGAAGAAAGCACUGGUGUCGGGAACGUUGCAGUUUUGUCGGGGUUUGGAGGCCUUGGAGAUGAAGGUUUCCAGGAAGAAAUGCAUUCUGGUGGCAUCUGACAUCAAAGUGGGCAGAUCUCUGCAGCGUAGUUUGAGAGAGUUCAGUUUCAAGUAUGUGCCCGCGGCCAAGAACCUGGGCGUAGACUUUAAGUUGGCCUUCAACAAGGACAGGCAG